Messenger RNA from Toxorhynchites rutilus septentrionalis, 1476 nucleotides. RefSeq lists its product as uncharacterized. The record is from RefSeq and is a predicted model, not a curated record. NCBI's taxonomy places the organism in Eukaryota, Metazoa, Arthropoda, Insecta, Diptera, Culicidae. Bases 1 to 1476 code for a protein of 491 amino acids. Gene Ontology annotation, molecular function: nucleic acid binding. Gene Ontology annotation, biological process: DNA integration. The transcript has a single exon.
AUGAAGGGCUCUUCCAUAGAAACGUUGAAGGCUACAAAGAACCAGUUGAAGUUGUUGAAACCGAUAACGUGGUCAGUUGUGCGUACACCUUUGAAACAGGAGGAGUUAGAGAAAGCCGAACGUCAUCUGCUGCGUUCCGUUCAAGCCGAAGCGUUUGGGGACGAGUUGAAAAUCCUAAUUAGGAAUCGGAAUCGUUCCACGAGUGAGUGGAUGCAGUUGGAGAAGUCAAGUGCUCUGUACAAGCUCACACCACUAGUCGAUGAGCACAAUAUAAUUCGGAUGGAAGGGCGCACAGAGAAGGCUGAGUUCCUGCCAUUCGACCUACGCUUCCCAGUGAUUUUGCCCAGAGAGCACCAUGUGACAAGAAUGAUCGUGCAGAAUUAUCAUGAACGCUUUGGACAUGGGUAUCGAGAGACCAUGAAAAAUGAAAUUCGGCAGCGUUUUUACAUCCCAAAGGUUGGUACGGUGGUGCAGAAAAUUUCGAAGACGUGUCAGUGGUGCAAAGUUCACCGCAGUAAACCACGGGUUCCUAGAAUGGCAGCCUUGCCAGUACAACGACUACAACCGUAUCGUCGACCGUUCAGUUCCGUCGGCGUCGAUUACUUGGGUCCGGUAAACGUCUCCGUAGCACGACAUAGUGAAAAGCGUUGGGUAGUUGUGUUCACCUGCUUCGUUACACGCGCUGUCCACCUGGAAGUAAGCGGAAGCCUGACGACGCAGUCCUGUCUGAUGGCUAUUCGACGUUUCAUGAAUCGCAGAGGACCACCCCAGGAAUUCUUCUCCGAUAAUGGAACCAAUUUGAAAGGAGCAAGCAAAGAGUUGACGAACCUAAUUAACGAUAUUAACUGCGACUGCGCAGAUGACUUAACCAAUGCGCGUAUGAAGUGGACUUUCAAUCCACCAGCUGCCCCACACAUGGGUGGGGUCUGGGAACGAUUAGUCAGAUCCGUCAAAGAGGCAUUGGAAGCAAUGAAUGACGGGAAGCGGUUGACAGACGAAAUUCUACACACAUCAGUGACGGAGGCAGAAGAUAUGAUAAACUCGAGGCCGCUAAUCUACGUUCCCCAGGAAAUAGCGGAAGCAGAAGCGCUUAGUCCCAAUCAUUUCUUGAGGGGGGUUUCACCGAACGAACCGCAGAUGGUUUCUCCUACACCUCUUCCGGCAGAGGCUCUGCGGGAUGUAUACAAACGUUCGCAGGAGUUGGCACAGGAGAUGUGGAUCCGGUGGAUUAAGGAAUAUGUUCCUUCGCUGAACCAGCGGACCAAGUGGCACGGAGAAGCAAGAGCGCUGAAGAAGGGUGACCUGGUAUAUGUGAUCGAGGGGUCUAAGCGGAGAUCCUGGGUGCGAGGAAUAAUAGAGGAGGUCAUAGCAGCGAGUGAUGGUCGAGUGCGACAGGCGUGGGUCCGAACGAGCAGUGGCUUAUUUCGGCGAGCUGUUGCGCAGUUGGCAGUGAUUGAGAUAAACGAUAGAUGGUAA